GAAUCUCAAUUAAUCAUCACAUAAGCAUCUUCACUACAAUCAAUCUAAAUUAAUUAAUUAACACUAACUAAAAACAAAUAGCCAUAGCUAGAAAGAAAAAAAAGAAGAAGAACACAAGCAUGGCCAAUCCGUUGAACCUCACAUCCAACUCAUUAUUCUUCAUCUUCACCUUAACCAUCCUCUAUGUUGCCUACACCUUCCCAAGACUCCAACCAAACCAAACCAACCUCGUUUUCUUCGUCCACGACCAUUUCACUGGCGAAGACACCACUGCAGCCACGGUCGCGGGUAAAACCGGACCCACCUCAAGCAUCCUACACUUUGGCACCGUGGCAAUAGUCGACGAUCCAGUAACAGAUGGACCCACAAUGGAUUCAACACUCAUUGGUAGGGCCCAAGGUGUGUACAUAAAUUCACAGCUUGACGGUAAAGCGUUGUUCAUGGUUUUUUCAGUUAUUUUCACAACUGGUCAGUAUAGAGGAAGUAGCUUGGAGAUUCAAGGAUCUGAUAUAUUCACAAUGAAGAAGCGAGAAUUUGGAAUUGUUUCUGGAACUGGUUAUUUUCGGUUUGUUAAAGGGUACGGGGUUAUGGAAACAGAGUUCAUGGAUUUGGUGAAUCUCAGAGCCACUCUUAAACUCAAUGUAACAGUUAAGCAUUAUUAAGAAAUUACUUCUACUAUUUUCAUUGUAGAUAUUUUAGACCUUAAAUCAUGUUAUAUAGCUUUUUCAAUUGUCGUUCCAUGAUUGCAAUGUCCAAAGUUUAAACAAGAAUUGCUAGAAUAGCAUGGUGCUGGUAGAAGUUUCAAUUGAACUGCAUUGUAUUAGUGCUGAGCUCUGUAUAGACAAGUCCCACAUCGCUGAGUAGAAAUAACAAACGCCCAGACAUAGUUAUAAAUAACGCGUUUGAACAUCUGUAAUAGCAUACCUUUCUCGGCCUUUUGGCUAAGAUCAAGUGUAGUAUCUGUUCUUAUCAGUUUAAUAUCUGAUAUGUGGUCCAAUGGAUCACACGAUAUUAAAUUACUUUUUCGAGGGUGAGAAGUCAUUUCAGUAGCUUGCUAUUGGGCUUCUUAUGUGUCGCCUAUGCGUUGCACUAUAGCAUGGGCCUGGCGCAACCCAUUAAAAUA
This is a messenger RNA of Cicer arietinum (chickpea), 1123 nucleotides long. Its product is annotated as dirigent protein 11-like. Lineage: Eukaryota; Viridiplantae; Streptophyta; Magnoliopsida; Fabales; Fabaceae. The record is from RefSeq and is a predicted model, not a curated record.